Cyprinodon variegatus (sheepshead minnow) is the source of this 1496-nucleotide messenger RNA. Its product is annotated as protocadherin alpha-8-like. Gene Ontology annotation, molecular function: calcium ion binding. Gene Ontology annotation, cellular component: plasma membrane. The record is from RefSeq and is a predicted model, not a curated record. Gene Ontology annotation, biological process: homophilic cell-cell adhesion. The transcript is spliced from 3 exons. Bases 117 to 1496 code for a protein of 459 amino acids. Lineage: Eukaryota; Metazoa; Chordata; Actinopteri; Cyprinodontiformes; Cyprinodontidae.
CUUCCAACGCGUAAGGCACAUUUAAGGAAUGAACGGGAGAUUUGGGAGUCCAUUUGGGAUGCAUUCAUGAUGAAUUAAGUAUUUAGAAUAGUACAAGUGAAGGCUUGCUUGAUCGAAUGAAGAUGGAAACUUGGACAAAAUCGAGUGCCUACAGUUGGCGUUUUUUUAUUUUACUUCUGCUGAUGUUCACAAAUCAGGUUGCGGCGGAACUACGGUAUUCUGUUCCAGAGGAGGUAAAAGAAGCAACUCUGGUUGGAAAUAUUGCCAAGGAUCUUGGUCUGGAAAAAUCACAUUUAACUGGUCGAAAGAUGCGAAUUGCUUCCGGAUCUGAGGAUACGUUUUUCUUUGUUAACAAGGAUAACGGGGCCUUACAGGUUCGUAAAAAAAUUGACAGAGAGGAGCUUUGUCACGGUAGUGGCGCGUGCUUGGUGGAGCUUAAAAUUAUUGUCGAAAACCCGUUGGAGAUGCACCAUGUUGUUGUUGAAAACUCAGAUGUAAAUGAUCACUCCCCAAAUUUUACAAAAACAGAGCAACAUUUUCAAAUAGCUGAACAUACUUCUUUAGGAGCACGAUUCCAGCUGCAAGCGGCUCGUGACCCGGAUGCAGGAGUGAAUUCAAUCCGAACCUACGUGCUAUCCUCAAAUGAUUAUUUUGAUAUCGAUAUAAGCCAAAAUGAUGAAGACAAACGUCCAUUUUUAGUUCUAAAGAGGCAACUAGACAGGGAAAAAACGAAUAAACUAGGCUUGUUUGUAACAGCAAUAGAUGGAGGUAAACCUCCGCAAUCAGGGACACUUAAUGUUUCAGUCACUGUACUUGACAUUAACGAUAACCGUCCAUCCUUUGAUAAGGAGGUUUACCAGAUAGAGAUUUAUGAAAACGUCCCAGUUGGAACUAUUGUUACAAGAGUUAAUGCAACAGAUCCAGAUGAGGGAACAAAUGGAGAAAUUGAAUACAACAUUGCAAACAUAUUGGAACCUAAAAUAUAUAGUAUAUUCGAAUUAGAAAGCUCAAAAGGUCAAAUUAAAUUGAAAUCCAGACUGGAUUUUGAAGAAUCUGACAUCUACAAAAUUGACAUUGAAGCAUCAGACAAAGCAGCACCUCCUUUAACAGGAAGGUGUAGAGUAGAUGUAAAGAUUAAAGAUAUAAACGAUAACUCGCCAAUAAUAGAUAUUACAUCUUUAUCAAAUACUAUAUCAGAGGAUUCAAAACCAGGAACAGCGAUUUCUCUUAUCAGUGUAACAGAUAAAGACUCAGGAAUUAAUGGAAAAACUAUAAUGCACAUACUAAAUGAUGCACCUUUUGAAUUAAAGCCAUCCUAUAAAGAAAACAUUUAUUCGCUUGUUACAAAGGAGCAUUUAGAUCGAGUGGCAGUGUCUCAUUAUGAUAUACUUAUACAAGCAAAAGAUUACGAGGAUGGGAUUCAUGGCGACAACGAUGUGCACUGCUUACUGUUUGGGUUUGGCUUUCAUGUGUCAUCUCUGCCUCGGCGCAACUGA